This is a messenger RNA of Zea mays, 2199 nucleotides long. RefSeq lists its product as uncharacterized. Bases 550 to 1932 code for a protein of 460 amino acids. The transcript is spliced from 7 exons. Gene Ontology annotation, molecular function: phosphatase activity. The record is from RefSeq and is a predicted model, not a curated record. NCBI's taxonomy places the organism in Eukaryota, Viridiplantae, Streptophyta, Magnoliopsida, Poales, Poaceae.
GUCAGCUAACUAGCCAAGGUCAAGGGGGACGCGUGCCCUCCUUGUCUCAGUGACCUCCAUGUGGGUCCCGGCAGUCGGAACCGACGACUGGCAGAAGUAAGCAUGGGAGAGAGCGUUUCCAGUCGCUGCGCUGCGCGUCAUUCUCCUCCCCUCCUUCCACCCGGCAAAAACCCCGCGUCGGCCACUCUCCGGAGGCGACUAGGGUUUCAGCCCCUGGGACACGCCGCCGGUCGUGGCACCUCCGCCACCGGAUCCCGGUACCCGAGCUACGCCAUCGCCGCCCCGCCCCCGGUCACCGCCGGUGCGCUUCCGCCGACACCAGACGCAGCUCGUCCGCCCCGUCACGUGCACCUCUGCGUGGGCGCGGGAUUGGAUAGGGUUUGGGGUUUCGGCGGCUGGCGCCAAAUCCCACCGCUGCUGCUCGCGCAGGAGGUCUCGAGCCCUCGGGGUUCCCCUACUCCGCUCCGGCUGGAGUUCUCGAUGAAACUUGUUCUACAGUGUUCUUCUGUUGCAUGACUCAGUUGUUUUGAGUUAUACUUCAUAAUAACAAUGCAAACACGAAAAAAGGGUGCUGCAAAAAAUGCAGUGGGGUAUCAUGCCAAUCCUAAGACAAGUAGGCCAUCCAGAAGGGCAACUCAAUCUACAGUUGCUGAAAAGAAAGUAUCUGAUCUCAUCACGUCUUCUUCCAAGAAGCAGAGACCUGUUGGUGUCACUUCCAAGAAGCAUUCUAAAGGAGGAAGGAAGCUGCUAGUUUCAUGUGAUACAACUGAUGCUGGAAAUGAUGCACCUCAGGUACCCCCUAGCGUCUUCCCUGAUCUGCAGGCCCAGCAUUCUGAUGGUGUUGCAGAUGAUCGUCCCAACGAUUCCAUAUUCUCUCCAACAUACCAUCAUCACAAGGAAGGUGGUGUGAAUAACCUAUCCAAAGGCUUAGAAGAACAAACAACACAUGUUCAUGGUAGUAAGGAAGCUAGCCUAAAAUCUGGUUCAAACCUUGCAUGCAACACUCAUGAUGGGAUAAAUGACCACUCUGGCACACUAAAGUUGCAAUCAGCUGGGCAAAGCACAUUGCUUGAAGUGGAUGAGUACAGUGAACUGGGAAACCUUUCCUCAGAAGUAUCAGCAAUAUAUCUUGCUAUGCAGCAGUCUAAGUUGGAGUGCAUUGAUGAACAGAGUCAAGAUUCUACCUCAACAGAAGGUUAUGGUGAAGCUGAGGAGACUGAAGAGUAUGAUGAUUUUGACCCCUACUCCUUUAUCAAAGAUUUACCUGAUUUAUCUAUGGUGGUCCCCAAGUUUCGUCCUGUUCUCCUUCCAAAGCAGACCCGGAGUUGUCCUACGAUGACUCUUGUACUUGAUCUUGAUGAGACACUUGUACAUUCAACUCUUGAACACUGUGAGGAUGCUGAUUUCACAUUUCCAGUUCAUUUUAACUUCAGAGAGCACACAAUAUAUGUUCGAUGCCGCCCCUAUCUCAAGGAAUUCUUGGAUAGGGUUGCCAGCGUGUUUGAGACAAUUAUUUUCACUGCUAGUCAAAGCAUUUAUGCGGAGCAACUUCUCAAUGUUCUUGAUCCCAAAAGAAAGUUGUUCCGUCAUCGUGUUUAUCGUGAAUCUUGUGUCUAUGUGGAGGGAAACUACAUGAAGGAUCUGACAGUACUUGGACGUGACUUAACUCGCGUAAUGAUUGUUGACAAUUCUCCGCAGGAUUUAAAUGUAAAGCCGCUUUCCUCGUUGCAGGCCUUUGGGUUCCAGUUGGACAAUGGCAUUCCUAUAGAAAGCUGGUUUGAUGAUCCCAAUGACAUGGAGCUGCUGAAAUUGCUCCCGUUCUUAGAAAGCUUGGUCGGCGUUGAAGAUGUCAGGCCUUAUAUAGCAAGGAAGUUCAACCUAAGGGAGAAGGUAGCCACCGCAUCUUCUCUUACAAUAGACAUGCAGAUGUGAUCCGUCCAAUGCUGCCAGGUAUUUUUCAGGUGCCAAAGGUCGCCGUGAUGAUAAAUGUAGGACCGGAGCUGAUAUAGUGGUUCUUGUUGAAUGUAGCAUGUCAGGAUCUCCUGGCUCCUUGCAUUAUUGUAUGCUCUACCGACCGCAAUGUACAAUUUUCGCUGCAGUUGGCAGUUGUAGACUUCACUUGCAUUUUGUUGGCCCAGUUGACAUGGGAAGGGCCUACUUGAACAUUUUGUCGAUCAGUUAAUAUCGUGUUGAUUCAUA